AUGAAACUCUCCAGCAUAGCACCACUCGCCAUAGCUCUCACAGCCACCGCUCAAGCCUCCUACAUCAACUACACCACCGUGACCGGCUACUUCCUCCAAGACGAGGCCUCCACCGACGCAUCCACAUUCGACUAUACAACCACCAACUUCGGCCUCAUCAACCGCACCUACCCCUCCGACAACCCCGACAAUGACAACAACCUACUAACCCAAUGGGAACGCUUCCACCACCACAUCACCACCCUAAACCACCUCUCCCCUCCAACCAUCUCCUACAAAGUCCUCUUCCUCGGCCGCCACGGCGAAGGAUACCAUAACGCCGCAGAAUCCUACUACGGCACGCCCGCUUGGAAUUGCUACUACUCCCUCCUAACCGGUAACUCCACAACAACCUGGUCCGACGCCGACCUCACCCCCUCUGGAAUCCAACAAGCGCAAAUCGCCCACUCCUUCUGGUCACACCAGAUAGCGUCACAGAGGAUCCACACACCCGAUAGCUACUUCGUCAGCCCGCUCCUCCGCGCCCUGCGCACAGCAAACAUCACUUUCUCUGACCUGCCCCUACAACCAUCAUCCUCCUCCCCAUUCACUCCAGUCAUAAAAGAAUUCUUCCGCGAGAGUGUCACCCUGCAUACGUGCGAUCAUCGACACAACGCCACAUACAUCCAUUCACUCUUUCCCGAGUGGACGUUUGAGAAGGGAUUCAGGGAGGAGGAUGGGAUGUGGGAUGGGGUGAGGGCGGAGAGCAAUGGGGCGCAGGAUGUGCGGAGUAAGGUUGCGCUUGAUGAGGUGUUUGCAGGGGAUGAUGAUGAUGAUGAUGGGGUGGGGAUGUUUGUGAGUGUGACGAGUCAUUCCGGGGAGAUUGCCAGUUUGUUGAGGGUGAUUGGGCAUAGGGAGUUUGGGCUUAGGACUGGGGCCGUUUUGCCGGUUUUGGUGAGGGGGGAGAUUGUGGGUGAUGCGUUGGAGCCGACGGGGACGGGGACGAGGUGGGAGACGAGUGCGCAUUGUACGGCGCCGCCGGUUACGUCUGUUAGUUCGGGGUGUGUGUGUGCUUCUUCGGCGGUGCCGGUGACGACGCCGUUGGUUACUUUUGCGGGUUAG
Messenger RNA from Aspergillus luchuensis, 1101 nucleotides. Its product is annotated as phosphoglycerate mutase family protein. Gene Ontology annotation, molecular function: phosphatase activity. The transcript is spliced from 3 exons. The record is from RefSeq and is a predicted model, not a curated record. NCBI's taxonomy places the organism in Eukaryota, Fungi, Ascomycota, Eurotiomycetes, Eurotiales, Aspergillaceae. The coding region runs from base 1 to 1101 and encodes 366 amino acids. Gene Ontology annotation, cellular component: cytoplasm.